AUGGGACAAAUGCUGAUGCGAAACGCAUUCAAGGAAUGCUUGCAUCUUAUAAUCAUGACUAUAGCUACUCAGUUUCGUAUCUCGUAUCGCGUUUCGGUCGUUCUUCGAGGAUUUCUUUCCUGUAUAUCGGUUAGGGAAAUGGGGGAUGAUUGGACGGUUAUAGUUGAGCAAACAUCUUCACUGACACCUGCUCCUCUUGAACUUCCUGAGCCGAAAUUGUUUAAUAAGUGGAGUUUGCAAGAUCUAGACGUCUCUGAUAUUUCUUUAGUCGAUUAUAUUGGUGUGAAGGAGAAACACUCAAAAUAUCUUCCACAUACUGCAGGACGUUAUCAGACGGUGCGUUUCCGAAAAGCAAGUUGUCCGGUUGUGGAGCGUUUGUGCAAUUCAAUGAUGAUGCAUGGUCGAAAUAAUGGUAAAAAGUUGAUGACAGUACGAAUUGUGAAACACGCGUUUGAAAUUAUACAUCUUCUUAGUGGCGAGAAUCCGGUUCAAGUGUUGGUAAAUGCAAUCAUAAAUAGUGGUCCUAGAGAGGAUUCGACAAGAAUUGGACGUGCUGGCACUGUCCGACGUCAAGCUGUCGACGUUUCUCCUUUGCGUCGAGUAAACCAGGCGCUUUGGCUGAUUUGCACUGGAGCACGUGAAGCCGCUUUUCGCAAUAUUAAAACGAUCGCAGAAUGUUUGGCGGAUGAAAUUAUGAAUGCAGCGAAAGGCUCGUCAAACAGUUAUGCGAUCAAGAAAAAAGAUGAAUUAGAACGUGUUGCGAAAUCUAACCGCUGA
Necator americanus (New World hookworm) is the source of this 777-nucleotide messenger RNA. RefSeq lists its product as uncharacterized. The record is from RefSeq and is a predicted model, not a curated record. Lineage: Eukaryota; Metazoa; Nematoda; Chromadorea; Rhabditida; Ancylostomatidae. The transcript has 7 exons. Gene Ontology annotation, biological process: translation; ribosomal small subunit assembly. The coding region runs from base 1 to 777 and encodes 258 amino acids. Gene Ontology annotation, cellular component: cytosolic small ribosomal subunit; ribosome. Gene Ontology annotation, molecular function: rRNA binding; structural constituent of ribosome; mRNA binding.